Ogataea polymorpha is the source of this 1569-nucleotide messenger RNA. RefSeq lists its product as uncharacterized. Gene Ontology annotation, molecular function: protoporphyrinogen oxidase activity, oxygen as acceptor. The annotation marks the transcript as partial. Gene Ontology annotation, cellular component: mitochondrial inner membrane. The record is from RefSeq and is a predicted model, not a curated record. Gene Ontology annotation, biological process: heme biosynthetic process. The transcript is spliced from 2 exons. Lineage: Eukaryota; Fungi; Ascomycota; Pichiomycetes; Pichiales; Pichiaceae.
GUGGGAAUUGUCGGUGGCGGGAUCUCGGGGCUUACUUAUGCCUACUUUCUCGGUAAGUUGCGGCCGGAUCUCAAAAUCAGUCUGUACGAGAAGUCGGCCAGAUGCGGGGGCUACAUCAGAUCGAAACGGCUUGGCACCACUGAAUACGAUUCCCGCGCCAACCAGGACUACACCAUUCUGGAGAAAGGACCGCGCACCCUCCGCGGAGAAAGUCCCGGCGUUUUGCUGAUUCUGGACCUGCUCUUCAAAUGCAAUGCCCAGAACGAACUCCUUGGCAUCUCGCGAAACUCAUUGGGUAAUAGAAAAUAUUUACUGAGUCCCUACUCUGACACAGAGGGCCAUUCGGGGAAAUUGAGUCCUGUUCCGUACUCGUUCUCUUCCUUUUUGCGGUUUCUGUUCGACCCGCUCGGCAAGGGUGUUUUGUUUGGCCUGCUCAAGGAGCCUUUUGUGAGGUCCAAAUCCACGCCUGACGAGACGGUGGAGCAGUUCGUCUCGAGGAGGUUCAACAAAUCUGUGUCCGACAACGUUGUGAGCGCCAUUAUGCAUGGGAUUUACGCGGGAGACGUUUCUCAACUAAGUGCUGUCAGCGUGCUGUCGCGGCUGGUGGACAUUGAGCGCCAGCACGGGUCGAUCGUCCGCUACGGCGUGUCGCAGCUGCUGCAGAGUCUGAAAAAACAGACCCCCAAUCAGCUUGCGCCCGAGGUCGAACUGUACGCGAAGGUGUUCAGGCCGGCAUUCAACGUGUCGAAGACGGCCCGAUUCCUGCGCAAAUUCCCCGUGCUCACCAUGCACGACGGUCUCGAGUCGCUGGUGACGGUGCUCGAGAAAAACCUGCCUCGCAACGUGUCUGUGCACACAAACACGGCGGUGCGAGGUGUGGCUAAGAAGGACAACGGGCUAGAGCUGACGCUUUCGACGGGCGAAAUGGUGCGCGUGGACCAUCUACGUCUCACUGUGGACGCCCGGGCAGCAGCUGCGGUGCUGCAGAACGCGGAGAUCGGCGCUCUGGUGGCUCCCGUGGAGUACGCGACGGUUGUGCUGGCAAACGUGUAUUUGCCCGCUUUGAAGCUGCUGUCGCACCCCGGAUUUGGCUUUCUGGUGCCCAAGACGAUGCAGGACGAGACUCAGCUGCUAGGAGUGAUUUUCGACAGCGACAUCGAGCAGAACUCGAGACGGCUAUUUUUCUACAACGACGCCGUGGCCAACAGGGGUGCCGCGAUCACAAACUCAUACACGAAGCUGACGCUGAUGCUGGGCGGGCAUCAGCUCAAGAACGGCGAUGACCUGCCGACGCGGUCCAGAGUGCACAAGAUCGUGCGUGAUGUGCUACUAAGCAAGCUUCAUAUCGAUCUGGACAAGUGCAACGGGACAGAGGUGAUUGAGAUUGAGUACUGGAGGGACGCGAUUCCACAGUACCGUGUUGGCCACGAGGAGAUGGUGAGCAAAGUGGUCGGGGCGGUCCGGCAUGAAUUCGGAGACAGUGUGACGCUGGGCGGAACAACGUUUGGCGAUGGCGUGGGGGUUCCGGACUGUGUGGUGCGGUCGUUCAAGGACGCGUACGCUAUGACG